This is a messenger RNA of Vigna unguiculata (cowpea), 1008 nucleotides long. Lineage: Eukaryota; Viridiplantae; Streptophyta; Magnoliopsida; Fabales; Fabaceae. The record is from RefSeq and is a predicted model, not a curated record.
AUGAUUGAACAUUAUGCGUAUCCAAGGUUUCAUCAAGUCAAACCAGGGAACAUCAGAGUCAUGUUACAAGGACCAGAAGGGGAAGGCAACCACGGAAUUAUUCUGGAGAAUGCAAAAGCGGAACUAGCCAAGGCAAAGGAAGAGCUCAAUAGAGCCAAGGAGAGUUCCAUGCAAUCAUGGCUUGACUCGGAGCCUCUCAUAGAUGAACUAGAAAAGCAGAAAGCCAAUCUUGCUAACGCUCAACUAAGUGAAAAUUCAUCAAAAACUGUCACUGAGAAGCUGGAAUCCCAGUUGGAGACCAUCCACAAGAGCAUCAAAUCCAAAAGAGAGGAGCAACUCAAGACAGAAUUGAUGAUCCAAGAAACCAAUCAAAAUUUGGAUCACAUGCGUAACGAAAUGGAAAUGCUCAAACUUGAGAGAAACAAAGAAAAGCAAACACUAGCAAAACUGAGGCAAACCCUGCAUCUGAGGAAGCAGACAGCUCAAACUUUGCAGCUCACUCUUCGAGCUGUACUGCUGGAGUCAGAUGCUGUGGAAGAAUCUUCUGCCAAAGCUCUUCAACAGAUCAAGCUUUCAGAAAAUCACAGAGACGUUGUCCAGCUUACAAAUGAAAAAUACUAUGCCCUAACAAGAAGAGCCAAAGAAAAGAUUUCACACACAAAUUCACGUGUUUCUGUUUACAUGGAGCAGAAACAUGCAGCUCAGGCUACCCAUGAUUUAGUGUUAUCAAGAUUGAACAAGAUUUAUUCCAGUAGGUCAUGGAGUAUGAACAAAAGAAAAAUAAUGGGGCUACGGUAUACAGAAAGGAGUGCAAAAGGUCAAGAUACGAUUAUUGAAGAGGAAGUGAUGGCAAAUGUUUCACCUAAAUCCUCUGCUGAGGAAUCAUUACCAAAGUUUAAAGGGGGAAAACUACAGCAGUCCAGAAAAUCAGUAAGUAAUCAUGUUAAAAUAGUUAGAAAAAAAUCAUCCAUUUUGUAUAAGUUAAGAAAAUGUCUAUAUGGAAGUUAA